This is a messenger RNA of Mucor velutinosus, 1287 nucleotides long. RefSeq lists its product as uncharacterized. Bases 1 to 1287 code for a protein of 428 amino acids. Lineage: Eukaryota; Fungi; Mucoromycota; Mucoromycetes; Mucorales; Mucoraceae. The transcript has a single exon. The record is from RefSeq and is a predicted model, not a curated record.
AUGGCAAGCAGCAGCAAAGAUUGGGAUAAACUUCCGUUUGAAAUUCUUCUCAACAUGUUUGGAUACGUUCACAAUGGAAAACUUGAAACUAUUCACAGACUAAUAGCGCAGAAAUAUUUGUCCAAUAUGAAGGAUAUGAAGGAUAUGAAGCAAUGUCAACUUGUGUGUAAGGGGUGGGCAAGAGCUGCUCAAAAGACCAUAUAUGAACAGAUCCACUUGGGAAGAAACCUUCAACAAUUUACAUGCACCAUUACCAGCUACAAUCCUGAUCUGGCAGCCUUGGUCAAGAGAGUAUCUGUUGCAAAUGAUAUUGACUCAACUGUCAACUGUUCAAAUUGCGUUGCAUCAGUCUUUACCCAAUGUAUUUAUAUCAAUCAUUUGUUAGUUGGCGGAAAAACAGCUGAAAAGCUUGUGUGGUCCUGGCUUUUGCUAGAAGAUAUGAAGCUGGAAAACCUCGAAGCUAUCACUAAUUACUUGUAUCGCACCAACAUGGAUCUAGUUCUGUAUUCGCUACUUGCAGUAAAGUUGAGGAAAACCUUGAAAACUCUCAAGGUUAGUUUAGCAGAAAACCAAGACACAACGUCUACAGUAAGCGAAAAACGCAGCUAUGGGCACAUCAUUGAAAGGUUGAAUUCGUUUUCAUCGUUGGAGAAUCUGAUGAUCACCAAUGGCAAUCCUCCCAGCUAUCAGACAUUGGAUCAGGCCAUUGACGAUCGCUUAAAGACGUUACAGAAACUGACAAUCAGCAAGCUAGAGUUGAAUGGAUGGCGAAAGGAGGUCAUUCAAUCAAAUCAAUCAAUCAAGUGCCUAGAAAUCUCAUCCUUCAGAAUUGAUGAUUCAUCCCUUGGCUAUUUGAUAUCCAAAUUCAAAACUCUGGACAGUUUGAAAAUCCUGUCACUGACGUACAAAGCGAAGGAAGUAGCAGAACAAGAGGAACACUGGACCGAAUUGGCUCAACUGUGCACAUCUGUGAAAGCAUUCGCUAUUAGCUUCGAGUUCAACGAAGUAAACAUCAAAUAUCUCAUGGACAAGUGCCUGGAUAUACUGCAAAGAACAGAAUCUCACGAAAGACGGUUACGAAUAUUUUUAUUCGACAUAUAUACUCCUGCUGACAGGUCUCACGAUUUCAGUCCACCCACAAAUGAAGACAUGCGUAUGCCAGCAGUAACUAUCCGUAAAUCAAGCACUAGAUUAAGCUUCAUUGAGAUUACUGGAAACACAGAGGCAUUAAGGAAUGCUAUUAUGAAACAUAUGGCCAACUAUAUACUCCUACGAGUGUGGAUAUAG